UUCCAUUUCCAUUUAAAUUUAAUUCAAGAUCACAAUUUUACCCAACUACCAAAUCCAAUCUAUCGAAUGGCGUCUCCGGUACUGGCCAAGGCGGCGGGGAAGGUGGGUUCGGCAGCCCGUCGGCAAGCUCUCACCUUGACGGAAGCCGCUGCGGAUAGAAUACGUCAACUCCUUCACAAUCGCCAGCGCUCCUUUCUCAAGCUAGGCAUCAAGGCUCGCGGCUGCAAUGGCUUAUCAUAUACCCUCAAUUACGCAGAUGAAAAAGGAAAAUUUGAUGAGCUGAUUGAGGACAAGGGUGUGAAGAUUGUGAUUGAUCCAAAAGCUCUCAUGCAUGUAAUCGGGACAAAAAUGGACUUUGUAGAUGACAAAUUGAGGUCUGAGUUUGUGUUUAUCAACCCGAACUCGAAGGGACAAUGCGGUUGUGGUGAAUCUUUCAUGACAUAAUUGAAGCAGCAGGUAAAAGAGGGUGUUGGAUUGAAGAAGGUGAUGGUGUUGUUCAUAGUUGAAGGGACAACUAACUCCAUUGGUGUUUGUAUAUUAAAGAAAUCAAAGCUUAUAUACAUAUAACAACUACAACUCUUAACCAAUUAAUCUCACCUCCACCUUCACUAA
Molecule: messenger RNA, 612 nt
Organism: Cynara cardunculus var. scolymus (artichoke)
Lineage: Eukaryota; Viridiplantae; Streptophyta; Magnoliopsida; Asterales; Asteraceae
Product: iron-sulfur assembly protein IscA-like 1, mitochondrial
Exons: 3
Coding region: 67-444 (125 amino acids)
Biological process (GO): iron-sulfur cluster assembly
Cellular component (GO): mitochondrion; cytoplasm
Molecular function (GO): 2 iron, 2 sulfur cluster binding
Source: RefSeq, a predicted model, not a curated record